CUCCCGUAAACUCGUCUACCGAUCGUCCGCGUGUCCUCUCCGUGCCAAUAUGCCACUGUGUAAUUUCUUUGAUAUUUGUUUUACGAACACGACUUAUUUAUAGAUGGUUUAUCGAUUCGAUUUUUUCGUUCGUUACUGUAUUUCGCGUGACAUGUGAGACAUUUUUUUUUUGGACGGAAUAUGCUAUUGUUUAGCGAUUGAAAAGAAAAUACGUUGUAGAUGGACGUGUUCAAGGCGCUGUAUCGACAAUACAUCUGACAUGAACAAUUCGACGAGUGGAUCAUACAUGGUCCAGCUCGAUGACACUGCAAAUGAAACAGUAGAGGGCUAUUUACUCCGAACCCGAGGGCCUAAACACCUUUCACUGAACAUCGUGCUGCCAAUCACCGUCAUCUACGUAUUCAUAUUCGUCACCGGGGUAAUUGGAAAUAUCGCCGUUUGUGUAGUGAUUGUCCGCAACAACUUUAUGCACACGGCCACCAACUACUACCUAUUUAGCUUGGCCAUAUCCGAUCUCACAUUAUUACUCUUAGGACUACCUAAUGAUCUUAGCGUAUACUGGCAACAGUAUCCAUGGCCUUUGGGUGAAGUUCUCUGUAAAUUUCGUGCUUUAGUUUCAGAAAUGACUUCGUAUACGUCAGUGUUGACCAUCGUGGCAUUUUCGAUGGAAAGGUAUUUGGCCAUCUGUCAUCCCCUCCAUUCAUACGCCAUGUCCGGAUUGAAGAGAGCUGUACGAAUAAUUGCAGUCGUUUGGGUGAUUUCGUUUUUUGCCGCAUUACCGUUCGCCAUGUUCACUACGGUCGACUAUGUGGAUUUUCCACCGGGGUCAGGAUAUCCGCUGUACGAGAGCGCGUUUUGCGCGAUGCUGGAUAAGAACGUGCCUACAGGAGUCCCUGUAUACGAGUUGAGCUCGCUGCUGUUUUUUCUUGUACCAAUGAUGAUCAUUAUUGUGCUAUAUGUGCUCAUCGGACUCCAGAUCAGACAGAGUUCUAGACACUCGCUGGGAAAACAAAUGACGGGAAACGUGCACGGGGAGACAAAACAAAUUCAAUCGAAAAAGUCAAUAGUCAGGAUGCUAGCUGCUGUCGUCAUCGCGUUUUUCCUGUGCUGGGCGCCAUUCCAUGCGCAACGGUUGCUCUACCUGUACGCCAAGGACUCGCCGUACUACCCGCAAGUCAACGAAUUGCUGUACACAAUCGCCGGUUGCUUCUACUACUUCUCGUCGACGGUCAACCCGAUACUCUACAAUCUCAUGUCGAUGAAGUACAGGAGGGCAUUUCGGGAGACGCUGUGCGGAUACUCGGGUGACCAAAGGAACCGUAUGUCCCGGGAACUGCAGUCGAGUUUCCGGGACACGACCGUGCCUCUGAACACGACGAUCACCACCGCCGAGUGCAGCCGCAAGUCAGUGGUGCACCGGUCCACGAGAAACCUACAACAAACUGAACCAUCGUAUAACCAUCACCACAAUCAUCAUCAUUAUGCAGCUGCACCAUUACUCGACGAUUGCAGUGGCGGCCGCCCGCCUGCGACGGCCUCCGACGUGCUGGUGAUGAUCUCACCAGUCAACGGAAAUGCACAGUGCUACAAAACGUUGCUUAGGGUGACUGUUCAAGGUUCCGACAACAAGCCCGCCGCUGCCAUACAACACGGUAACUGCAACAGCAAACUGCAGAUGCAAGGCUGCAGCGAAACACAAACCGAAAACCCGCAUUGCACAGAAGUGGAGACUUGCAUUUAACGCGGGAUUACAAGCGAAACCAGAUCAUAAUAGAAUAUUUUGCAUGAACAUUAAACAUAAUAUAGUGCGUGUUGCACGUUUCUCUUUUAUAUAGGUCAACGUAUUGCUCGUUUUCCUUUUAAGAUAUAGUAUUAUUAUACAUAUAGAAACACAAUGAUUCACCGAGCGUGCUCAUCCCAAUUUUUUUUUUUCGUUUAUAUUAGUAGUUAUUAAAUAGUUUUUAUAACUUUAAAUUAUAUUUACUUAUAAAAUAACAACUUCAAAUACUUAAAUAUUUUAUGACAUUUAUAAGGAGUAUCUUAUGACAGCGAUACUAACACUGUUUUUCAAACCACAACCGUCAUUUUUAUCGUAAACUUUUAAAUAGGUAAAUCAUUUUUUUUUUAACAUUACCUAAUCGAAAUUUGAACUAGUAAUUUCCGAGUUAUUAAACUUUAUGUACUAAGAAUAAAAAUUAUAAUUAGUUUAAAAAUAUGAGGGCUACUUAUAUUUUAUGUGGAUUCACUAGAGGCUUCUAUAUCCUGUUCGGUUUGCUUAUCAAACCCCCUUUAAUUUUUUUCUCGGAAAAAAAAAAUGAAUAAAUGAAUAAAAUUUUAAAUAUAAUACACAUAUUACUUUUCUAACUCAAUAAAUACAAAUAUUCACUCUUAAUUAGGUACCUCGU
Melanaphis sacchari is the source of this 2405-nucleotide messenger RNA. Its product is annotated as neuropeptides capa receptor-like. Gene Ontology annotation, molecular function: neuromedin U receptor activity. The record is from RefSeq and is a predicted model, not a curated record. The transcript has 6 exons. Gene Ontology annotation, cellular component: plasma membrane. Gene Ontology annotation, biological process: neuropeptide signaling pathway. The coding region runs from base 260 to 1741 and encodes 493 amino acids. Lineage: Eukaryota; Metazoa; Arthropoda; Insecta; Hemiptera; Aphididae.